CAAAGAUGGUGGAGCGCGUUCAGUUGUUUUUGCAAUAAUUUGCUUUAACUUCUUAACGGUUUGACCGAUUUUAACAAUUUUGGUAUCGUUGAAAAGAGCAUUCCUUGGACAAUAAGAAUCAACCAAAAUAUAGUUGAUUUAGUUGAAUCCUUUUCCGCCUGGGGGCUAGCUUUGACACCAUCACCCAAAAUCCUAAAAAAAUCAAAAAAAUCAAAUGGAAUGAUAUGACUUUUUCUUUAUGAAAAAAUAGCCAAAUAACAUCCAAAGAGGCCAGUGAAAACCGUUUGUCAAAAUGUCUUUCCUAACCGCAAAUAUUGGGAAAAUAAGGAAAAAAAACGCAUCCCGAAUUAUAGGUAGGCCUUGGAAAAUGAAACAAAUGAAACAUGAUGCAUUAUAAAAUAAUAACAGCUGUCAUUUGCUGUGUUGUUGUCAUUGUUAUUGUCAUUAUUCUGCUGUGUUACAUUCAGAAAGUGUAGUUAUCUGAAUUUUGAAUCUUUUCUGCGAUGCCGAUUUCUAACCAAGAAGCAUUUAAUAUGCUGGCGAUAUAUUUUGAGUGUUUGCAAAAUGCGACCAUCGCUGCCCGCGCCUUCUAUUUGCGCUAUCCGAAUCGACCACGAUACCAUCGCCGCGUGUUUGUGCGUUUGGCCCAGCGCCUGUUAACAACAGGUAGCAUCCAUAGACCUGCCAUGAUUAGAAAUAGGCAAAAUAACGAACAAAAUGUAGUUAAUGUCCUGGCAUCUGUAGAAAUCAAUCCCCAAAUUAGUACUAGAGAGAUUUCUCGAGACUUGGGUAUUCCUCAAAGUACGGUUCACCGCAUUCUUCGAACCCAUAGGCUACAUCCCUACCAUAUCAACUUACACCAAGCCCUUUCUCCUCCGGAUUUCGACCAAAGACUAGAUUUUUGCCACUGGCUAUUAAGCAUGAUAGCAGAAAAUCCUCAAUUUCUUUCAACUGUGUUGUGGACUGACGAAGCCACCUUCAAUAGCAAUGGGCACUUAAACUUACAUAAUAUGCACUUUUGGGCCCGAAAUAAUCCGCGCUGGCUUGGACAAGUUCAGCAUCAAGGGAGAUAUAGUGUAAAUGUUUGGUGUGGGAUAAUUGGAGGGCGGGUUGUUGGUCCAUAUAUUUUGGACGGCGCAUUAAAUGGUCUAACAUACCUACAGUUCUUAGAAAAUGUUCUUCCAAUUUUAAUGGAAGAUAUUGCGCUGAACGUCCGCCAAAAUAUGUUUUUCCAGCAUGAUGGUUGCCCCGCUUAUUAUGCUCUUGCUGUUCGCCAGUAUUUAGAUGCCACCUUCCCUGACCGUUGGAUCGGAAGAGGAAGCCUAUUCCCUUGGGCGCCAAGGCAAGUAUUUAACACAAGAAUCUUUAGACGUUGCCUAUUUGGAAUGAUUCUGUUUAUAAUUGCACACGUAUUAAAACUUAAUGAAUAUUUCUAGGUCUCCCGAUUUAACCUGCCUUGAUUUUUAUCUCUGGGGAAGGAUUAAGGAUAUAGUCUAUGCAACAAGGCCAACUUCCCGCGAGGAUAUGAUUGCAAGAAUUAGGAAUGCCAUCUUAAAUAUCCCAAUAGCUGAAAUUGAAACUGCUGUUUCUUCAACUCAUCAGCGUCUUCAGAUGUGCGUCCAAAAUGACGGAGGCCAUUUUGAACACCUGGGUCGCCAUUAGAUCACUUUCUUGUUCCUUUCAUGUUUCAUUUGUUUCAUUUUCCAAGGUCUACCUAUAAUAUUAAAGUGACUUAUUACGUUCGGGAUGCGUUUUUUUUCCUUAUUUUCCCAAUAUUUGUGGUUAGGAAAGACAUUUUGACAAACGGUUUUCACUGGCCUCUUUGGAUGUUAUUUGGCUACUUUUUCAUAAAGAAAAAGUCAUAUCAUUCCAUUUGAUUUUUUUGAUUUUUUUAGGAUUUUGGGUGAUGGUGUCAAAGCUAGCCCCCAGGCGGAAAAGGAUUCAACUAAAUCAACUAUAUUUUGGUUGAUUCUUAUUGCCCAAGGAAUGCUCUUUUCAACGAUACCAAAUUUGUUAAAAUCGGUCAAACCGUUAAGAAGUUAAAGCAAGUUAUUGCAAAAACAACUGAACGCGCUCCACCAUCUUUGUUUUUGAAAUGGCUGAUUUUUUUAUUUUACGAAAAUCAUAGAUAACCUGGUUCUCUUUAAAAAUGUAAAAAAAAAAAUUUGGUUGUUAUGCGAAAUUUAAAGAAAAAUGCAAUUUUAAAAUUUAAGAUGGCAAUUACGCCCUCUGGUGGUAAUUUUUAGAACUUGAAAAUAUUUUCCAACGAUUUUUCAUGACCGAUUUACCCAAUAAUUUUUUUUUUUAAAUUUUUUUUACGAACAGUUCCCGAGAUAUGGCCGAGGAACAGUCUUAUUGGGUCACCCUGUACAUUAACGAUCUCGUUCAUUUAAAUAUCCUGGCUGAAAUUAUUCUCUUUGCGGAUGACACAUCUGUCGUAUAGCACCACAAAAUCUCAAACACUCUUGAAAAAUAAUCUCGGAAGACCUCACAAAAAUUAAAAGAUGGUGUGAUGCAAACCGUCUUGUUUUUAUUGUUGCCAAAUCAAAUAUACCAAGUUUUAAAUACGAUAUAAAAAAUAAAAAACUUGGCGAUAAUCCCCUUGAAAAUAAAACUGUAUCAAAAUUUUUAGGAGUUCACACUAACAGCCAACUGCGUUUUGAAGUUUAUAUCUCUAAAUUAAGCAAAAAACUUUCUUCAGGAUGCUUUGCAGUUAGGUGUGUUAGGUUGGAAUUGGGAGUUGAAAUGGCUAGGACAAUCUAUUUUUCUCUUUUUGAAUCCCAUCUCAGGUAUGGCAUCGCUUUUUGGGGUUUAGCUAGCCAAUAUUUAUUAAAAAUACCUUUUACACUUCAAAAAAGCAGUUUUCAUGACAAAUGUUCACCAGAGAAAGUCCUGUAGACCGCAUUUUAAAACACUCCGAAUUUUGACUCUCGCUUCGGUAUACACACUUGAGACAGCUAGUCUUGUUUAUAAACACUGCAAUCAGAAAAUAAAUAACAGAGCCAACCUUCCAACCAGACAAGAAUUUACUGUUCCCUUACCGAUUCCGAAAAGUACUCUAACUCACAAAUCAUUUAUAUAUAAGGGAAUAUUUUCUAAUCAUCUUUCUGAGAAUAUUAGACUGUCAGGUAUUUUAGAGGAAAAUUUAAAACUCUUUUAUUGGAGGAGUCUUUAUAUACCAUGGGAGAGUUUUUUGAAUAUAUAUACUAAGUGUUCAUUUGAAAACUUCCCACCACAGAUUUAUCGAAAACCACUGUUUAAAAAAAAAAACGCCGAAAUACGUCAAAAGGUUUGUUAAGGGGGACAACUUUCUAACCUAAGAUUACUUCACCCCCUUUCACCCAUUGCCCCCCAGGAUCAUCCCCUUAAAAAUUUUAAAUGGCAAGGAGUAUUAGCUUGUUUAAAGUAAUAGCUUGUUUAAAAGGUCUUUCGAAGUCUUUUAUUUGGACGUUUGAUUUUUUUUUUUAAAUCUGUCUAUUGGUUUUCGAGAAAAUUAGAAAAAUCUUUGUUAAUCUUAAUUUGUUUAGAUAGAAAACAAAAACAUGAAAAUAUCAGUUUUUAUUUCAAUAAGUGUUCAAAAUGUUGCCCAUUUUUGGCCAAACAAUGAUAUAGGCGUCGUUCAAAUUCCUGACGGACAUUUUCAAAAACAUGUUGUGGGAUAUCAUGGCAGCUGUCGAUGAUGCAUUGACGAAGUUCAUCCAAACUUCCAGGUUGGGGAGUAAACUCUUCUACAAAUGCAUCAGGAUUUUCAUUGCUCCAAUAUCUACAGUUAUGUUUCUUAACAAAUCCAUUUAGAUACAAUGUGCAUUCAUCGCUGAAGCAGAUAUUCUUUACUUGAAUAGUAUUAUCAUUAAUCGCUUCAGUAAUUUUUUUCACAAAGCUCAACUCGCCUAUCGAAAUCGUCUUCGGUUAACUCUUGCAAUAUUUUCAUUUUGAAUGGAUGAAAUUUAUGAAGUUUGGUAGCUGUGUGAACAGAGCCUAAUGAAAUAUCAGUGGCAGCAACAAUUUUGCGUAAUAAAGUAUUAGGAUUUAUUCCAAAAUGACCCAAAAGUUCAACUUAAGCGGCUUCAUCGAAAAUUCAUGCCGAUGAUCACGUUUUUUAUUUGCAACAGAUCCAGUUUCAGUAAACUUAGUAACCAAGUCCAAAACAUACCUAUGCGAAGUUAUCUUCUCCGGAUGUCUGCCGUUAAACGUGACGGCAGUUUUCCGAGCACAUUGAUUUUGGGCACCAUAAAUUAGAAUAAUUUCCACUUUUUCGGCUAGUGUGUAAACCAUUUUGGAAGUAAAAUCUUUAAUUCAACAAAUAAAUUUUCACUAUAACAAGACUGUCACAAAUGUAACUGACGGCAAAAUAAAUUCUUUAUUUUCCUUAGCAACUAUAAAUAACUAAGCAGGUAUAACAAUAAAUACAGUUCGCCCAGGAUGUCUGUAGUUUUAUAGUUUUUUCCACGUCUAAUCUUCGGAAUUGCUGUUUAUGUUGGUAGUGUCCGUUUUAAAUUAUAAACGAAUUGUAUUAAAAUAAAAACAUGAACACCCUGUAUAUACCUACCUAAUUGAAAACCUAGUAAUUGUAUUUUAAGCAUAUGUUUAUACUUGUGUUCAUUUGUUUUUUCUUUUUUAAUUCAAAAAGUGUUAUUGCACUCUACCAGAUUUUAAU
Molecule: messenger RNA, 4657 nt
Organism: Anthonomus grandis grandis
Lineage: Eukaryota; Metazoa; Arthropoda; Insecta; Coleoptera; Curculionidae
Exons: 2
Coding region: 504-1436 (310 amino acids)
Biological process (GO): regulation of DNA-templated transcription
Molecular function (GO): DNA binding
Source: RefSeq, a predicted model, not a curated record